Molecule: messenger RNA, 1404 nt
Organism: Dreissena polymorpha
Lineage: Eukaryota; Metazoa; Mollusca; Bivalvia; Myida; Dreissenidae
Product: dentin sialophosphoprotein-like
Exons: 3
Coding region: 1-1404 (467 amino acids)
Source: RefSeq, a predicted model, not a curated record
AUGACCAUGCUGAUGAUAGCAAGUCUACAACUGACCAUACUGGUGAUAGAGAGUAUACAACUGACCAUACUGGUGAUAGGAAGUCUACAUCUGACGAUACUGAUGAUAGCCAGGCUACAACUGAACAUACAGAUAAUAGUCAGCAAAGCUACAACUGACCAUACUGAUGAUAACAAGACUACAACUGACGAUACUGCUGAUUGCAAGACUUCAACUGACCAUACUGAUGAUAGCAAAGCUAGAACCGAUCAUUCUGAUGAAAGCAAAGCUACAAAUGACCAUACCGACCAUACUGAUGGUCCCAAAUCUACAAAUGACCAUACUGAUGGCAACAAAUGCAGAACAGACACUACUUAUGAUAGCCAUGCUUCAACUGUAUAUACUGAUGAAAGCAAGACUGGAACUGAUCAUACUGAUGAUAGCAAGACUACAACUGACCAGUCUGGUGAUAGUAAGUCAACAACUGACCAUACUGAUGAUAGCAAGACUACAACCGAUCAUACUGAUGAAAGCAAAGCUAUAAAUGACCAUACUGAUGGUCGCGAAUCUACAACUGACCAUACUGAUGGCAACAAAUGCAGAACAGACCUUACUAAUGAUAGCCAUGAUUCAACUGUAUAUACUGAUGAAAGCAAAACUGGAACUGAAGAUACUGAUGAUAGCAAGACUACAACUGACCAUACUGAUGAUAGCAAAUCUACAACUGACCAUACUGAUGGUAGCAAGACUACAAUUGACCAUACUGAUGAUAGCAAUACUACAACUGACCAUACUGAUGAUAAGAAGACUUCAACUGAACAUAAUGAUGAUAGCAAGACUACAACUGACCAUACUGAUGAAUGCAAAGCUACAACUGACCAUACUGAUGGUAGCAAGACUACAACUGACCAUAAUGAUGAUAUAAAGACUGCAACUGAUCAUACUGAUGAUAGCCAGGCUACAAAUGACCAUACUGAUGAAUGCAAAGCUACAACUGACCAUACUGAUGGUAGCAAGACUACAACUGACCAUACUGAUUAUUACAAGACUACAACUGACCAUACUGAUGAAAGCAAAGCUACAACUGACCAUACUGAUGAUAGAACGACUGCAACUGAUCAUAUUGAUGAAAGCCAGGUUACAAAUGACCAUACUGAUGACCAUACAUUAGUAGAUUUGCUGUCAUCAAUAUGCCCCAGUCACAUAUUACCACUGAUGGAAAAGGCAGUCCUGGAUCGCCCUGACCCCCCCGGAUCAAGUACCGCGACGAACCGGGGCAAAUCGUGGCCUUUUGGGAUAUUUGAGCGACGGCGGUCUUUCAAAGAUGACACACGGCUUCCAUACGGACCCAACCCGGCAACAACACGCCAUCAACACGGCGCCCACGUGGAUUUUCCUGGACAGUCACGGCAGAGACGCGGAUAA